Molecule: messenger RNA, 1413 nt
Organism: Penicillium daleae
Lineage: Eukaryota; Fungi; Ascomycota; Eurotiomycetes; Eurotiales; Aspergillaceae
Product: glycine hydroxymethyltransferase SHM2
Exons: 4
Coding region: 1-1413 (470 amino acids)
Biological process (GO): L-serine catabolic process; folic acid metabolic process; tetrahydrofolate interconversion
Cellular component (GO): cytoplasm
Molecular function (GO): cobalt ion binding; pyridoxal phosphate binding; serine binding
Source: RefSeq, a predicted model, not a curated record
AUGGCCACCUACGCUCUUUCCGAGUCCCACAAGGACCAAAUGCACAACUCCCUCAAGGAGUCUGACCCUGAGGUCGCCGAGAUCAUGGCGAAGGAGAUUCAGCGUCAGCGUGAGUCCAUUGUCCUGAUUGCCUCGGAGAACUUCACCUCCCGUGCCGUCUUCGAUGCCCUUGGCUCGCCCAUGUGCAACAAGUACUCCGAGGGUUACCCCGGUGCCCGUUACUAUGGUGGCAACCAGUACAUCGAUGCCAUUGAGAUCACCUGCCAGCAGCGUGCUCUCAAGGCCUUCAACCUGGACCCCGCCAAGUGGGGUGUCAACGUUCAGUCCCUUAGCGGUAGCCCUGCCAACCUGCAGGUCUACCAGGCUCUCAUGCGUCCUCACGACCGUCUGAUGGGUCUUGAUCUCCCCCACGGUGGUCACUUGUCUCACGGCUACCAGACUCCUUCCCGCAAGAUCUCUGCUGUCUCCACCUACUUCGAGACCUUCCCCUACCGUGUCAACCUGGAGACCGGUAUCAUCGACUAUGACACCCUCGAGGCCAACGCUGAGCUGUACCGCCCCAAGAUCCUGGUCGCUGGUACCUCUGCCUACUGCCGUCUGAUUGACUACAAGCGCAUGCGCCAGAUCGCCGACAAGGUUGGUGCCUACCUUGUUGUCGACAUGGCCCACAUCUCCGGUCUGAUUGCCGCUGGCGUUAUCCCCUCUCCCUUCGAGUACGCCGAUGUUGUGACCACCACCACUCACAAGUCCCUCCGUGGUCCCCGUGGUGCUAUGAUCUUCUUCCGCAAGGGUGUCCGCAGCACCGACAAGUCCGGCAAGGAGAUCAUGUACGAUCUUGAGGGCCCCAUCAACUUCUCCGUCUUCCCCGGUCACCAGGGUGGCCCCCACAACCACACCAUCACCGCUCUGGCCGUUGCUCUCAAGCAGGCUGUUACCCCCGAGUUCAAACAGUACCAGGAGCUGGUCAUCAAGAACGCCAAGGCCCUCGAGAACGAGUUCAAGGCCCUCGGUCACAAGCUCGUCUCUGACGGCACUGACAGCCACAUGGUCCUCGUUGACCUGCGCCCCAAGAGCCUGGAUGGUGCUCGUGUUGAGGCUGUUCUCGAGCAGAUCAACAUUGCUUGCAACAAGAACUCCAUUCCCGGUGACAAGUCUGCUCUGACCCCCUGCGGUGUCCGUAUUGGUGCCCCGGCCAUGACCUCCCGUGGCAUGGGUGAGGAGGACUUCAAGCGCAUUGCUGGCUACAUUGACCAGUCCAUCACCCUCUGCAAGAAGAUCCAGAGCGAGCUGCCCAAGGAGGCCAACAAGCUCAAGGACUUCAAGGCCAAGGUUGCCUCCGAGAGCGUUCCCGAGAUCCUGGAGCUCCGCAAGGAGAUCUCCGCCUGGGCCAGCACCUUCCCCCUCCCCGUUUAA